Saccostrea cuccullata (small rock oyster) is the source of this 773-nucleotide messenger RNA. Its product is annotated as conodipine-P3-like. The record is from RefSeq and is a predicted model, not a curated record. The transcript is spliced from 3 exons. Gene Ontology annotation, biological process: arachidonate secretion; phospholipid metabolic process. Gene Ontology annotation, molecular function: A2-type glycerophospholipase activity. NCBI's taxonomy places the organism in Eukaryota, Metazoa, Mollusca, Bivalvia, Ostreida, Ostreidae. The coding region runs from base 271 to 675 and encodes 134 amino acids.
AAUUACAAAUUAUCUUUCUCAUACAAUUUUAAGCAAGUAGGGUACCAUUUAGUCUGGAUAUCAUCACUGAUUAAUUAUAGAAUACUGCUGGAGGGAAUUAUUACAUAUCACAAUAUAAACAUCUUGUACUAUUCCAUAACAAACAUGCAUCACCUUUCAUAACCACGGCUCAUAAGGUCACUGGUAUAAAUCCGUCAACCCGUGUAUUGGCCAGUGCAUUUCGAGUCUGGCAAAAAUGUAAACACUACUUAUAAGGUGAAUGAACUUUAAAUGAAAAAAAAAAUGAACAGUAGCCACUUGACCUUUAUAAUUCUGCUUCUCCUCUCAGUGGUGUGUGUGUGUUUAUCUCAGACCUGUGCGAUACCCUUGUGGACAAACGGAUGUAGUGUUCCUCUCCACCUGCCGUUCUUCUAUAAGGAUAAAUUUACAACUUCCUGUAAUCAUCACGAUGUGUGCUACCACUGUGGUUACACCUAUGGAAUACCAAGAGAGACGUGUGAUAUCAAUUUUCUUCGGAAAAUGCUACGUCAGUGUAAUGUAUCAAAUAGAAAACGUUUGUGCAAGUACUUUGCAAAGCUGGACUACAACGUUGUACGAAACAUGGCGGUGUCCCACUACAGCAGGGAGUACAGACCACAGUGCUUACACCCUCUAGCUUUGCCUUGCUUAGAGUAACAAACCUUAGGAGUGAAAGCUGUAAAUAGAAAAUUAUAUUUUAAAGCAGGAGGCUUGACGCAUUUGAUUAUUUAUACAGACAUGUUUUUAGCAAUAUU